AUGGCGGACAGCACAUACCAAAGUUUUAGUGAAAAUGAAAAUGCCCUUUUAAAUAAGGUUUCCUCUCUCGAAUCCGAAAUCUCAUCUCUUAAUUCUAAAAUUGCCUCUUUUGAAGAGAAAUUUAACCAACUAUCUGAAUUCUUUUCCGCUAUUUCUUCUGAUCUUUCGGAUGCUUCGCCUUUUUCUUGUGAUUCAAGUUCAAGAAGUUCACUGCGUCAAAUUUAUUCCAAUACAAGUCAUUUAUGA
Messenger RNA from Cetraspora pellucida, 246 nucleotides. The record is from the annotation of a GenBank genome assembly. Lineage: Eukaryota; Fungi; Glomeromycota; Glomeromycetes; Diversisporales; Gigasporaceae.